Drosophila mauritiana is the source of this 1305-nucleotide messenger RNA. RefSeq lists its product as uncharacterized. NCBI's taxonomy places the organism in Eukaryota, Metazoa, Arthropoda, Insecta, Diptera, Drosophilidae. The coding region runs from base 60 to 1193 and encodes 377 amino acids. The transcript has a single exon. The record is from RefSeq and is a predicted model, not a curated record.
GGCAGAAGCGCGCGAGUCAAGAACGCCGAGCGGAGCAAGCCGAGAUCUACUAAGUGAAGAUGACCUGGAAGACUUUCACGCUUCUACCCCUGCUAUUGGCAGCAGGCCUAGCCAAUCCCUUGAGCUCCACAACGGAGCCAUCUACCCCACCAGCUCCCAGUCCCGACGUGCCGCAGAUCAUCAAGGAGGAGCACUUCCCGGCCAUGGCCCCGCCCCAGGCUCUGGAGUCCAGCGGAUCCAGUGGGCAACCCAUUAUGCUGCAACCUCCUCUCGAAUCGGCCAGCGCUGAUGAGGACGCACUGCGUCGCCGCACAAUCACGUACGACCAGCGCCAGGAGGGGCAGUACAACAUUCGCGCUGAUUUGGAGAACUUCAUGAUCCUCCUGAUACCACCUGGACCGCAGGAGGGCAUCAGCCUGCUGGAGCUGCUGGGUCGCGGAAACACCAAGGGCAGUGGACCGCUCAAGCGCAAACAUCCCGCGAGGAGCAACUCACUGAAGUCCUUCUACCAGAAGAGUCAUCUCCAGAAGUUGCAGCAGCAACAGAACCAGCGCCAAUCCUCGCCAGCGACUCAUCUGCCGGAGUUCAUUGAGGGUCGAACGCCCUAUCACGUGGACAUCUCAGCCAGCGAUCCGGAGCAGGCUCAACGCCUGCAGCGCCAGCAGGUGGACGUACUGCCUCCGCAACUGAUACCCAUGCCGCAGCUAAUUAAGCCCUUCCACUUGGAGGCGGAACCGGAGUUGAUUCAGGCUCUGCCCCCCGUGUCGGCCAGCAGCAGCGCCGGCUCUAAUCUCCUCGAGAGCUUCAACCAUCCCGGAUCGCAGUACUUCCGCAGCUCCCGCUCCCUGAGAGGCGAUAGCUAUUUAGAUACCAAUCGCCUGACCGGUGGCGACUAUGCCAGUCCGCGCUCCAUUAGUGCGCCCAUUUACCGCAGCGAUCUUGGCAGAGGAGCCAAUGGCCUUUACCCCCCUAUCGACGCACCCACCUACUUCGCGGACCAAUCGCGCUCCUGGCAACUGGACGAGGAACCCACUCGGGCACAAGCGGUGGAGCCGGAGAUCGUUAGCUUCGAUCUGUUGGCCGACGACGACCUGGCCGAGUCGCGAACCCUCCUCCGGGACGGACUGGCGCGCUGCGCUCGCGGAGAACGGCGUGAUAGCUACGGCGAAUGUCGCCAGAUCGAGGGCUACUAAGCGGAGGAGUGAGAACGCCAGACUGCCAGCCUAAAUGUUAGUUUCAUACAUUGCACACUCUAGAAUUAAGCCGACGAAAUUGUCUUAUUAAUAAAUACGAAAACAUAAUCGA